Molecule: messenger RNA, 1066 nt
Organism: Capsicum annuum
Lineage: Eukaryota; Viridiplantae; Streptophyta; Magnoliopsida; Solanales; Solanaceae
Product: protein RALF-like 27
Exons: 1
Coding region: 382-681 (99 amino acids)
Source: RefSeq, a predicted model, not a curated record
AACAAAAGAAAAAGAGCAUAUUUUACUUAACCUAAGCUAUAUAUGAGAAGGGGAAUAGGCAUCUAUCACUCUAUCGUUCGUUUAAUCAAUCAUGAGUUCUAAAAUAAUACAACUAGCGUCAAACUUGAGAACAAUUUGCCAAAUUUAAAACGCAAAAAUGGACAAAAGAGAUGAACUGGUAAAACGUUUGUAUCUUCUGCAGUGUUUCUUUCCUCUCUAAUAAUGAAUUAGGUAGGGACCUCCAAAAAAAAUCCCUUUAUUCUCCGUGAACACUUUUCAUCAUUUUCCUUACUCAGAGAAACACAACCAAUAAUAGGGUACACUUUUCAUCAUUUUCCUUACUCAUAGAAACACAACCAAUAAUAGGGUGAGAUUUCUAAGAUGGGGAGCUUCACUUUCUUCCUAUCCGUGGUGAUGAUAGGGGAGCUUUUGCUCUCUGCUUCUUCGGUAACGCACGCCGCGGUGAACAGCAGUGUAGCUGAUGCUUCCGGAGAAUUGAUGAACGAAUUGGAUGACAUAAAUUGGGAGGUUAGUCUUGCAAGUGACGGAAAUACCAUCUCUUACAAGGGUCUUCAGCGGCCACCGGUCUGCAACGAGAAAAUUUACGGCAAUUGCAUAGGGGAAAAGAACCCUGGACAACGCCCAUGUAACUACUACAAUUACUGCAAACGUCCUGGUUGAUUAAUCGGUGCGUGUAUGUAUGCACAAAAUAAUGACGUUAAGUGGGGGAUAUUGUUAAUUUCUGUUGAAGCUUCUUUCUUCUUCUAUUACAAAUACGAAAGUAAGUAGAUAAAUAAGGUUGAAAAAAGAGUUUAGAAUGUGUGUGUACUGGGACUCGAGCCCAGGUCUCCACGGCCACAACGUAGAAUUUUCACCAUUAAACUACAGCCACCUUCUGUUUCUCAUAGAAGACGAUAUAAAUCUCUGGAAUUGAGAUAAGCUUGUCAAGAAAUGAAUGUAAUCCGUGUAUAUGUAUUCCCCCAAUAUGGCAAGGAUUUUGAUAUGUUUAUGUUUCCCAUAUUUGCUUUAUAAACACGUGAAUAAAUUAAAUUGACAAUUACUAAUA